Messenger RNA from Telopea speciosissima, 837 nucleotides. Its product is annotated as 26S proteasome non-ATPase regulatory subunit 13 homolog B-like. Gene Ontology annotation, molecular function: structural molecule activity. NCBI's taxonomy places the organism in Eukaryota, Viridiplantae, Streptophyta, Magnoliopsida, Proteales, Proteaceae. The record is from RefSeq and is a predicted model, not a curated record. Bases 76 to 822 code for a protein of 248 amino acids. Gene Ontology annotation, cellular component: nucleus; proteasome regulatory particle, lid subcomplex; cytosol. Gene Ontology annotation, biological process: ubiquitin-dependent protein catabolic process. The transcript is spliced from 3 exons.
CUCUGUCUUUCUCAAGGAGCUCCGUUCCUGCCUCUUCUUGGGACAGUUGGUAGCGAUUUCUCAUACUAUAUCGCCAUGGCUGCUCUUCAGUAUCUCGAAUCUCAGCGUAACGUGCAGCCGGAGCUCGCCGAUUGGUACAAUACAUUGGCGGAUUUGUACCAGAGGAAGCUCUGGCACCAGCUCACUCUCAAGCUUGAGCAGUUCGUUGCCCUAGCUGUAUUUCAGGCAGGUGAUGCUUUAAUACAGUUAUAUCAUAAUUUCAUCACUGACUUUGAGACAAAGAUCAAUCUGCUCAAGCUUGCACAUUUCGCUGUCAUAGUUUCUCGGCAGUAUGCAGAGAAAGAAGCUGCCAUUGGUUAUCUUGAAGGUGUGAUUGAAAAGCUUCAUGCUACUAGGGAGUUGCAUAUAGAGGAUUCAAUCCUUUAUGUCAAGAUGCAGAUAGCUGCAUUCAAGCUUGAGCAAGGAGAUCAAAAAGAGUGCAAGAAACUCUUGGAAGAUGGGAAGAGUACGCUUGAUAGCAUGACUGAUAUUGAUCCAUCUGUAUAUGCAAGCUAUUAUUGGGUUUCUUCACAGCACCACAAGUCUCGUCAAGAAUUUGCGGAAUUUUACAAAAGUGCUCUUCUUUAUCUGGCAUACACAUCAGUGGAGUCACUGUCGGAAUCAUUCAAGCUGGAUUUGGCAUUUGAUUUGUCCCUCUCUGCAUUGCUUGGAGAUAAUAUCUACAAUUUCGGGGAAUUGCUAGCUCAUCCAAUUGUAAGGGGGAUUUCUUCUUACGUUGUUAGACGACUAUUUUUCCCCAUCAUUUUGGUUUCUUGUUUGUAGCUUAUAGAAGGUUUG